AUGAAAUAAAGUGUAAGAAUUAUUAACAUUAAAGUAUGUCUUACGCUAGUUUCGUAUUGUUUGUGAUGAUUGGAGUGCUUUGCAGCACGACUACCGCACGGCCCGGUCAGUGCGGGAGAAAUCAAGAGUGGAACGAAUGUGGAUCGGCAUGUCCACCAUCUUGUAACUCGUCCCCUAAUCAAUUCUGUACAUUACAAUGUGUGAUAGGAUGCUCUUGUAAAAAUGGAUAUGUGCUAAAUUCCUCAGGAGAAUGUGUGCACCCUUCACAAUGUUAGAAAUUAAUUGUAUCAAUUGUAUAUACUUACUAAAGAGUUGACAACUUUUAUUUAACGUCAAUGAGAUUUUUAUUAAUACUUUUAACUAAAAAUCGAUAA
Molecule: messenger RNA, 374 nt
Organism: Trachymyrmex septentrionalis
Lineage: Eukaryota; Metazoa; Arthropoda; Insecta; Hymenoptera; Formicidae
Product: chymotrypsin inhibitor-like
Exons: 3
Coding region: 36-275 (79 amino acids)
Source: RefSeq, a predicted model, not a curated record